AUGCCCGGUACGCGCAGUCGCGCUAGCGCCGUAACCCAGAUUCACGACGAUGCAGACGAGCAACAAGAAGCAUCCACCGGCCUGGCCUUCAAUCAACCCUUGACAUGGCGCGCCGGAAAGCCCAUCCCCGUCGCUGAGCUUCUGCGUCGCCUGCAGGCUCUGUCGCAGGAGCUGCGGGGCUUGGAUCAAGAGGAGGCAGACCGCGGCGCCCUUAUGCCCGUCGCGAAGGAGCUGGCAUCCCAGAACCUGCUGUCGCAUAAAGAUCGCGGUGUCCGUGCUUGGACUGGCUGCUGCAUCGUCGACAUGUUUAGGCUCUGCGCGCCUGAUGCGCCUUACACCGCGUCGCAGCUGAAGGACAUCUUCAUGCUGUUCAUCAAUACCAUCUUCCGCGCCCUCUCAGAUCCUUCGGACCCUUACAACAGCCAGCACUUCACUUUGAUGACCGCCUUGUUCACCAUAUGCUUCGAUGUUUUAUCUGCAACCCUGGUCGAGGAAUCCCAAGGCCUUCCCCCAGAAGUUGUCGAUGUUAUUCUGGCCCAAUUCCUGCGCGCGGAUCCAAGACAAUCGACUCUGCUGCUGAAGGAGGCUCCGCCUGCAUACAAUAUGGCGAAGAACAUCUGCAAUGCUUGUGCGGACAAAAUGGCACGGUUGAUCAGCCAGUACUUCAGCUCGGUCAUCGUCGACGCAACUACAGCAGCUGUUGGCCCUCUUCAUAAAUCUGGCAAGCACCGGGGCAGGACGGAGAGCAGCAUUGGGGAUGAGCCUGACGAUGAUCGGCCGCGUCAUGUCACGGAAGAGGAUUUACAAGAGAGCCGCAAGGCACACAGACUUUUACGCGAGCUUUGGCGGUCCGCUCCCAUGGUUCUGCAAGACAUUAUGCUUCAGCUGGAGGCCGAAUUGGCGGGUCCUCCUCCGCCGCCAUCGCGCAACGACAAAUCCCCGGUUAUCCGUUCGGCCUGGGUUACGAGCAUUGCUGCGAUUAAGACCGUUGAAAGAGUCCGCGACCGGAAGCCCGCAGUCCGCACCGAAGCCACCAAUCUCCUUGGCAAAGUUUGGGGAGUCGCCGCUGGCGAUGUCAAUGUUCUCAUCGACCAUGUGCUUUUCGAGCAACUUCUGCCGCUCGGUUAUCCGGCGCUCAAGAACAAAUCCCACUCUGACAAGCUUAGAGUCGAGAGAAUCCUCAUCCUUAUCAGGGAUCUUGUUCAGCGAUCCAAAGUUGUCUUGUUCGCCAAACAAGGCAACCAAGUCAUGCUGGCCAAGUACAUGGAGGCGCUUCUGAAGAAGUGUGAAGAUUACAACGGUGGUGUCAUGGAGAAGGGCGAGAAGGAAACCAAACUUCACCUUGGAAAGCUUAUCGACUACCAUGCAAAGACCCUGCCCGAGUCCUCUAGAGCCUCGGAGGACCUCUGGAAGUUCGCGAAAAUGCAUGACCGCCGGGCCUACCAGCUCAUCAGGUUCUGCAUCGCUCCGGACAGCGAUUACAGAAAAGUUUACAAGGCCAUCAAGGAAUUCACCAAACGCAUGGACGAUGCCACCGCAAGCGUUUUGCUGUACAACAAAAGCCAUGUGCCUGCCAUCAUUGAAUUUUCACGGACGGACGAGAAGGGUCUAGGGAGCACAGCUCACGAAGUCCUCAAGGAGAUUUCUUCUCGCAACCCUGACGUUUUCCGAGGCUAUGUGCAAGAGAUGUGCAAAGCGUUGGAAAACGAAGCACCAACAGCGAAGAAACCGAACGGUCCUGGUGCGGUUGACGACCUCAAAGCUUGCGCAGGGUUUGCCAAACGGUUCCCGAAAGAUGUCCCAACGGAGCGUAAAUUCAUUCAAAGUAUGAUCAAUUUCGCGGAGUACGGCACACCACCUAAGGCCGCCAAGUACGGCGUGCAGAUCAUCCUAACCAGUACGGACAAGAAGGAAAUGCAUGCCCGAGAUCUUCUGCGCAAGAGUACAAAAGGCUUUGAAUACGGGAAAGGCAAUUAUCUCGCUCGUUUGGCUGCCAUGAGUCAACUCAUGCUCCUCGGUGGAAAGACCAUUGAGGAUGAGAUCGACCCGGUCAUCGACAUCUGCAUCAACCAAGUCCUGCUUACCAACCCAGCACCUGUCGAUCCCGCUGAUAAUCCUCCAUGGAAAGAUGAGCCAAGCGAGGACUGCACAGCUAAAAUGUGGGCACUCAAGGUACUUGUGAACCGUCUCCGCGGCCUUGCAGGAAACGAGUCCAUAAAGGAGACGUCUACUCCAGUUUUCCAGCUCCUCAGGACUCUGGUUACCAAUGACGGCGAGCUGUCCAAGAAGGUCGAGAGCCCUGCGGCUCAAAAAACGAGAUUACGUCUACUUGCCGCACAACUUCUCCUCAAGCUCUGCCACGAGCGUCGCUUCGACGUCUUGCUGUCGGGUCAAGCCUUCAACGAACUUGCUGUCGUCGCUCAAGACCCUAACCCGAACGUGCGCGAAGGAUUCGUCAAGAAGCUCAUGAAAUACCUCGGCCAAGACAAGCUCCCCAGGCGCUUCUACGCGCCCGUCUUCCUCCUCGCAUUUGAGCCGGAGCCACGACUAAAAGACGGUGCGACGACCUGGAUCAAGGCGCGACAGUCGGCCUUCUCCAAGACCAAGGACCCCGUGUUCGAGAACAGCUUCGCGCGGUUCCUCAGCCUUCUGGCCCACCAUCCAGACUACAGCGCGGAGCCGGACAACCUGCGCGACUUUGUGCAGUAUGUCAUGUUCUUCCUCAAGACGGUGGCCAACGCGGACAACAUCUCGCUCAUCUACCACGUCGCCCAGCGCGUCAAGUCGGUCGAGGACGCGAUUGAGCCCGCCAAGAGCGAAAACUUGUACGUGCUGAGCGACCUUGCGCAAGGCGUGAUUCAGCGAUUCCAGACACUGCACGGAUGGAGCAUUCAAGCUUUCUCGAAGAAGGCGCGCAUGCCGGCCGACGUGUUUGCAAACUUGCCUGGCCACGAAGUUGCGCAAGAGAUUGCGGACAAGCAGUACGUGCCUGAGGAGCUGGUGGAUGAGCUGGAUGACCUGGUGAAGGCGAGUAUGAGGACGAAGAAGCGCAAAACCGACUCCUCAGGCGACGCCGCUCGUGAGAAGAAACGUGCCCGCGCUUCCCUCGCAUCUACCAGGGGUCUUCCUGUCCGCAAGGCGCCGAAGCUGGGUAAAACUAAGAAAGCGAAGAAGGCUCGUAAGGGAGAAGAUGUUCCAGCCAGCGAGCGCAGGCGCAGCGGCCGCGUCGUCGGUGAUCGUAGCUAUGCGGAGCUGAGCAGUGAUGACGAGGAGAAUGCAGAUGAGGACGAAGUAAGCGACGAGGAGGAGGGGAGUGAGGGCGAGGGAGACGAGGAUGUGGAGAUGGUAGACCAGCCUAGUGAGGGAGAGGAAGAAGUCGCUGAUGAAGAGGCGGAGGAUGAAGAUGACGAGGGACAAAAUGGAGCGACGGGCGAUCAGGAAGAAGAGGAGGACGAAGAGGAAGUUGAAGAAGAGCAACCGCCGCCGAAAGCCACGCCGAGAAGAGCGCGCGGCGCGAGUAGGAAAUCGGCGGCGGCGGAGACGCCAAAAGGUGGUGGUGGUGGGAGUGCGGUAAAAUCGGCGAAGGGCAAGGAUAAGGAAAAGGGAAAGAAGAGCAAGAAGGCGGACGAGGUGGUCGCCACGACACCCCGGGCAUCGAGGAGAGGUGGCAAGGCGGCAGCGGACGACAAGCCGAACGGCGAAGCCACCCCGGCCAAGGGCGAUUCGGCGGAGGGAGGAAGACGAUCAACGAGGAGGUCGGGCAGAUCGUAA
Lasiodiplodia theobromae is the source of this 3771-nucleotide messenger RNA. RefSeq names its product Sister chromatid cohesion and DNA repair protein. The record is from RefSeq and is a predicted model, not a curated record. Lineage: Eukaryota; Fungi; Ascomycota; Dothideomycetes; Botryosphaeriales; Botryosphaeriaceae. The coding region runs from base 1 to 3771 and encodes 1256 amino acids. The transcript has 13 exons. Gene Ontology annotation, biological process: mitotic sister chromatid cohesion; DNA repair. Gene Ontology annotation, cellular component: chromatin; nucleus.